Molecule: messenger RNA, 1787 nt
Organism: Sinocyclocheilus anshuiensis
Lineage: Eukaryota; Metazoa; Chordata; Actinopteri; Cypriniformes; Cyprinidae
Product: SH3 and multiple ankyrin repeat domains protein 1-like
Exons: 11
Coding region: 246-1787 (513 amino acids)
Cellular component (GO): postsynaptic density; dendritic spine; postsynaptic membrane
Molecular function (GO): ionotropic glutamate receptor binding; synaptic receptor adaptor activity
Source: RefSeq, a predicted model, not a curated record
UCCAGCGCUAACAUUUUCUGCCUCGCCUUGCGUGUGCUGCGCUCUCGGGUCGAUGUUGCGCAUUUAACACUGACCACACAUGCGGAAUACACAGUCAUCUUCCCCCGAAGAAGUACUAAAGGGGUCACUCCCAUCUCUGUUCGGACUACUCGACAAACGCGAGCGAUUCUACGGAGAUUUCUAUUCCUUUGGACAAAGCAUAAAGAACCAAAGAAAGGGAAAAGUGCGCUGAAUGCUUGUUGAUCAUGCCGCGGAGCCCCAUGUCUAGCGAGGAGGAAAUGGCUCAAAGUUUCUCGGACUCGGUCAGUUCGGAAUCAGAUAGCUCCCGAGAUGAGCCUCCCAGGCUGGAUCGACCUACCAGCGUCCGACUGGACGACAGCCUGCGAGACACAAUGCUCAUCUGUGUGGUCAUCCCUGACCUGCAGCAGUCUAAAUCCAUGAGGUUCAGUCCUGAUGCCACAGUAUGGGUUGCUAAGCAGCAGAUCCUGUGUACACUCACACAGAGUCUGAGGGAUGUGCUCAACUACGGGCUCUUCCAGCCAGCGGUGGACGGGAGGGAGAGUGGUUUCCUGGAGGAAGAACGGCCCCUGAGAGACUAUCCGCUAUCCACCAAUAAAGGCGUUCCAACCCUUGAGUUCCGCUACAAGAGCAGAGUGUACCAGCAGCCAAACGUCAACGAAAAGCAAAUUGAAAAACUCCACACACAGGUCAACCUGAGGAAAUUUAUGGAGUAUAUCCAGCAUCAUCAGGUGGACAAAGUCUCCAAGAUGUUGGAAAGAGGAUUGGACCCCAACUAUCAUGACCCUGAAACUGGUGAGACACCACUAACCCUUGCGGCCCACCUGGACAAUAUGGUGGAGAUUAUAGUUACAUUGAAAAACGGUGGGGCUCAUUUAGAUUUCCGCUCUCGGGAUGGGAUGACUGCCCUGCACAAAGCAGCCAGGGCAAAGAACCAGAUAGCUCUUAAGACUAUGUUGGAUUUGGGAGCGUCUCCAGACUAUAAGGACCAGCAGGGUUUGACUUCACUCUACCACACAGUGACUGUAGGGGGAGACCCGAGCUGCUGCGAGGUCCUUCUGCGAGCCCAUGCCAGCGUGGGAUGCCACGAUGAGAACGGCUGGCACGAGAUCCACCAGGCUUGUCGAUACGGCCACAUUCAGCACCUGGAGCAUCUCUUGUUCUACGGAGCUGACAUGCAUGUGGAAAAUGCAUCUGGGAAUACGGCUCUCCAUAUCUGCGCUCUGUACAAACAGGAAAAGUGUGCCAGGGUUCUUCUGGUUCGAGGAGCCAGCAAAGACGUCAAAAACUACCGAGGACAAACGCCCUUUCAGGUUGCAAUAAUUGCUGGAAAUUUUGAGCUUGCAGAAUUCAUAAAGAAUCACAAAGACGCUGAUAUUGUGCCUUUUCGGGAGGCACUGACAGGCACGGGUCGGAGCAGGCCGCUGCAGCAAACACCGCCACAGCACCAGGGUAGGAGCACUCUUGCCGCCCCACGCGUGCUGCUCCGCUCCAACAGUGACAACAACCUGAACGUUAACAAGCUACCACUGGACCGUUCUCGCUCGCCCUCUCCUGCCGCCUCCCCCCUGCGCAGCCUCUCGCCCCGCCACCCCCAGCAGAUGCAGAACAGCCCCAAUGGCACGGUGAAGACCAUGGCCCGGGGGGGACGCUCCGCCCGAAGUCGUUCCCCAUCCCUGGGCCGACUGGGGGAGGGAGACACCCGGAGACAGACCCCUCAGCGCCACAGCAGGUCAGUGGCUGUCCCAGAAGGGAGAAAUGGGUCUUGA